Molecule: messenger RNA, 2034 nt
Organism: Bemisia tabaci
Lineage: Eukaryota; Metazoa; Arthropoda; Insecta; Hemiptera; Aleyrodidae
Source: RefSeq, a predicted model, not a curated record
ACCACCCCGCAUCAAGUACUCUCUUCUGGCUUGCAGUAUAAUGUUGGUGGAGCUGAGAGAGAACACGUUAGCCUCAGAGCUCCUCGAUACUUGAUCAGUCAAAGUCAGCCAGCACCAUCCUUAUUUCGAAGUUUCUCUUGUUCAAUCACGUUCUUCUACAUUCUUGAUUCCGAACGGACAAAAUCGGUUUACGCCCACAAAACAAAUCAGCACCAAUCUGGAACUGUUACCGAUCCAAAAUUAUGACGAAUUCACAAGAAAGCGAAAUGAAUUCCAUGCACUCUGUCUAUGAGGUUGGUCACCAAGUAUUCAUUAAGAGCGAAUUCAUUGAGUCGGAUACCAGUCCUGCCUCUCAGUUGGUGGAAAGUGAUGAUGAUGACAGUUUUUUCUGUGAGGAAAAUGGACCAAAUAGCCAAGCUACAAAGUCAUCCAGUUCGCCCAUUGAUUUACCCACACCCACAAAACCCGACACCAAUGAGGAGCAUGAUUAUCCGGACGCGCCGGUCGUAACGGUGCUGAAAAUUAAGAGUGAACCUUCCGAAUCGCCCGAACCUGAAAUUUUUCCCGACAGGGAAGACGAGAAAAAUUAUUCAGGAGAAGACAUUCGCCCUCCUCUUACUUAUUUUUCACCUCCCGUGAGUAACACGGAGUGUUCGUCAGCCGUAUCCACCAUAGUGAAGACUGAAACUAUCGACGAGGAGAGUAAUGUCGAGGAUCCUUUACGGAUUGAUUUCGGCAUGAGUCAUGACAGAACUUUUCAAUCGUCCGAAUUUUCGCACGAUCUGAAAAGCGAGGAUAGAGAACAUCAGCCAGAACGCAUCAUUGAAAACCCCUCUCAUUACUCUAGGGUAUCUUCGACUGAUCGUAGUUCAAAUGACGGUGAUCAGGCAAAUUCGGAAGCAUCAAGACCAUCUGAAAUGCCCACAAGAGCAGACCAAGUAAAUUCGCAUGUUGAAUCUAUCAGUGAGGAAUGUGCGUCACUGCUUCAGUCCGGCAAGAAACCAUUCAGUUGCAGUUAUUGCGCUGCCGCCUUUGCGCACAGGAGUGAGUUUACGAUUCACGUGCGAAAACACACCGGCGAGAAACCAUUCAGUUGCCCUGAGUGUUCCGCCUCCUUUUCCCGCAAGUCAACUUUGAAUCGCCAUACACUACUACACACCGGCGAGAAACCAUACCGCUGCAGCAAUUGCUCUGCCUCUUUUGCCCAAAAAGUAGCUCUACUGGGACACAUGCGAACGCACACCGGCGAAAAACCAUUCAGUUGUCCCGAUUGCUCCGCCACUUUUACCCUUAAAACAACCUUAACCCGACAUCUGUUGCUACACACCGGCGAGAAACCAUUCAGUUGCAGUCAUUGCCCCGCCUCGUUCACUCAAAAACACCAUUUGACCGUGCACAUGCAGAUGCAUGGCGGGGAGAAACCAUUCAGUUGUAGUCUUUGCUCUGCUUCCUUCUGGCAUAAGAGUGAUUGCACGCGUCACAUGCAGAAGCACACUGGCGAGAGACCAUUCAGUUGCAGUCAUUGCCCCUUGACCUUCCUACUCAGCAGUGACCUUGCGCGUCAUAUGCGGAAGCACACCGGUGAAAAACCAUUCAAAUGCUGCGAUUGUUCCGCCUCCUUUGCCCUCAAGUCGACUUUACUGCGACACGUAGCACUCCACGCCCGUGAGAAACCAUUCAGUUGCAGUCAUUGCUCUGCCUCUUUCGGCCAUAAAAACCAUUUGAAUACACACGUAAACCAGGUGCACACUCCUAAAAAACCAUCAAGUUCCUCCGAUGGCUCUGUCUAACUUGCCAUUUUAUCAACUUUAACCCGACGUUCAUAACUGAACAGUCGUGAGAAACCAUCCAGUUGCGAUCAUUUUUCUAGUCUUCUCCACAAAAUUGCUGUUUGAAGUUAGGAAAUGCCGUACAAGAGAACACAUGGAAACGAUCACCGGUGGGGAACCGUUCAGUCGCAAUACUUAUCCAGCUUCAUUCACUCAGGAAGGCAAUUUAAACGCUGGCGUACGAAUGCAUACUAGUGAGAAAUCA